CCGCACACAUCGCACACAUCGCUUAAUUAACAGUAUUUCAGUUACAUCACGUCGACCGACCGUUUGUGGCCGUACUCGAUGUAGUUAAUAGACGUUUGCAACUUUGGUGAAACCCACGUGCUCAGGUAUGGUGCUGACAACCCUAGAAACAAUCAGGGCGAAUCUGUGAUCCGAACUAACGACAUCAGGCAUGGUCUUAGGGAAGCAACUCUGCACAGUCUAUUACGCGCCUUACACAACUGAGCUCCCAGUGGGGAACUAAGCCAAACUGAAUGGAAUCAAAUAUUCUUUACAUUAAUUUUGACUCAUGUGAAUCAUGCAUAGAAAAUGUAGGAUGAUCAUAUAGGAAUCGAAUAAGUCAAUUCUUUCAAAUAGUUCAAUAAAUUACAGAUACACUGAUAAACAAUAAAUAGACGACAAAAACAAACAUCAGGAAAACGAAGCACUGUUGUGGAGUAUACACUGGACGCGUCCCUGCAUAUCAGUCGCGAUCAAUGUUUUACCUGCAGUGACUAGACUGGUUACCAGUAUGUGCGCAUCAGACAACGCAUAUCAGCUGACCGACCCGCCCCUCGACACUCCAGGACAAAGUCGACAUGGCUUCAGGCAGACUGGAAGAAUGAGAGGUUAAAACUACUGACAAUUAAAGAUGGCGAUGCACAAGACAUUGACAGACAAUUUCCUGACUUGCAGCAUCUGCAUGGAAGUCUUUGAUGACCCCUGUACACUUGUGUGUUAUCACACAUUUUGUCGGAAAUGUGUCGUUAGCUACACUGAAACCAGACCAGAAGCCAUCAGUGCCAAGUCUCUCCUCUGUCCAUUCUGUCGUAAGAUGACCAAAGUAGCCAACUCAAACAGGCCAGUUGAAGAGUGGACACAGGAGGUGAAACCCAGCUUCUUGAUUCGGGGUCUCAUGGAUUCCUUCGCUCCCUGCAGUCAAGGAACAAAUAACUGCAACUUAUGUGAUGAGGACGGGGAGACAACUCCAGCCAAUGCUUGGUGCGUCGAAUGCAAUGUCUCACUCUGUGAUGGAUGCCUGAAGGCACAUAGACGUAUCCCUGCCACUCGUCACCAUGACGUAUCUGACUUGUCAAGGGAUGUCAAGGUGAAGAAAAGACGCAAACCUAUGUGUAAAGAACAUCCAGAUCAGAGGAUGCAGUUCUACUGCAAGGACUGUAAGAAACUACAAUGUCAAUCUUGUUGCAUCUUGUAUCACAGAAAAUGUGAGUCCAUUGUCUCGCUUGAGUCUGUGUUGCCUGAAAUGCAAAACACUCUUCAAUCUGUAAAACAGAAACUAGAGUCUGAUUUAGCAACAUCAAACACUCGCCUUGCAAAGAAGGGAGCACAAUGUACUGAAAUUAAUAAGAACAAGUCAAGCCUUCAGUCUCAGGUCCGAUCAGCAACCCACACCGCCAUUGACUUGAUAAAGAAGAAGGAAAGACAACUCCUGGAACAAAUAGAUGACGUCACAGAGAAACAAAUAGGACAGCUGAAAGGAGACAUGAAUCGUGAGGAGAUGGCCAGGCAGAUGAUUCGUCAACACUCGGAGUUGCUGGGCAGAGCUCUGGAGUCUGAGAGUGACAUGGACAUCUGUGAGAUGUAUCUGUGGAGUGAGUCGGAGGAGGCAGCCACUGUGUGUGUCCCGGAGUCAGGUAUGGAGGAUGUAUCUGGAGGCAAGGCUUGUUUCAUACACGAUCGUCAUCUGAUGUGUGAGGAACUAAACGAUCUACACUUGGGUGUGAUUGAUAUCAUUGUUGAAGAUGUUUUUGAUUCUACAUCUACAGCAGUUCUGUAUGACACAGUGGACAUACAGGCAGAAGAUGAUAAGAAGAAACCCAAUGGUUAUGACGUGGCAGUGUUUGUUGUCGACAACACAGACAUCAUGGUUGUCACAGAUUAUGACAACAGGUGUGUGAAAUCCUUCUACAAAAGAAACAAGAUGUCAUGUCAGAGUAAGCUGGGGGUACAAAGCGGUCCUCGAUGUAUUGCAAAAUUAAACAACAAUAAAAUGGCUGUGACUCUCCCUGACACUAAGAAAAUAAUAAUAGUAGAAGUGAAGCCUGAGCUGGUUCUUCAAUCAUCCAUCUCGACAAGGAAGUGGUAUGUGGGUCUGACAUCCCUGACACCGACAACCCUGGCAGCAGGAUCCGGGGAUCCUCCCUAUGUGGACAUCCUGGACAUGGCGGGGAAUGUGUUGAGGACCCUGGAUCCUGUCACAGAUGGAGAGAGACUUGUAUCAUGUCCUUGGUACCUCAGUACCACCAGGCAGGGUAACAUCCUCGUGUCUUGCUGUGUAUACGGAGCUCGCAAUGUCCUCUGUCUGACUUCUCAUGGAGAUGUUGUGUUCAGGUAUCAGCCUAAACAGAAGAGGCAUUACGCUCAUGGAAUCACUGAAACCAACGCAGGACAUAUCCUGGUUAUAAUUUACAAUGCGAAAUGUGUGAUUCAACUCAGCGCUUCUGGGACGUUUGUGAGGAAAGUGUUGACGUCACGUGAUGGUAUUACAUCUCCGCAUAAUCUCUACCUGUCUGAAAGUCAGCACCUGUAUGUCAUCGAUGGUGACUGUGUGAAGAUCUACAGAUUUACAAUGGCGAUGCACAAGACAUUGACAGACAAUUUUCUGACUUACAGCAUCUGCAUGGACGUCUUUGAUGACCCCUGUACACUUGUGUGUUAUCACACAUUUUGUCGGAAAUGUGUCGUUAGCUACACUGAAACCAGACCAGAAGCCAUCAGUGCCAAGUCUCUCCUCUGUCCAUUCUGUCGUAAGAUGACCAAAGUAGCCGACUCAAACAGGCCAGUUGAAGAGUGGGCACAGGAGGACGGGGAGACAACUCCAGCCAAUGCUUGGUGCGUCGAAUGUAAUGUCUCACUCUGUGAUGGAUGCCUGAAGGCACAUAGACGUAUCCCUGCCACCCGUCACCAUGACGUAUGUGAUUUGUCAAGGGAUGUCAAGGUGAAGAAAAGACGCAAACCUAUGUGUAAAGAACAUCCAGAUCAGAGGAUGCAGUUCUACUGCAAGGACUGUAAGAAACUACAAUGUCAAUCGUGUUGCAUCUUGUAUCACAGAAAAUGUGAGUCCAUUGUCUCGCUUGAGUCUGUGUUGCCUGAAAUGCAAAACACUCUUCAAUCUGUAAAACAGAAACUAGAGUCUGAUUUAGCAACAUCAAACACUCGCCUUGCAAAGAAGGGAGCACAAUGUACUGAAAUUAAUAAGAACAAGUCAAGCCUUCAGUCUCAGGUCCGAUCAGCAACCCACAUCGCCAUUGACUUGAUAAAGAAGAAGGAAAGACAACUCCUGGAACAAAUAGAUGACGUCACAGAGAAACAAAUAGGACAGCUGAUAGGGGACAUGAAGCGUGAGGAGAUGGCUAGGCAGAUGAUUCGUCAACACUCGGAGUUCCUGGGCAGAGCUCUGAAGUCUGAGAGUGACGUGGACAUCUGUGAGAUGUAUCUGUGGAGUGAGUCGGAGGAGGCAGCCACUGUGUGUGUCCCGGAGUCAGGUAUGGAUGAUGUAUCUGGGGGCAAGGCUUGUUUCAUACACGAUCGUCAUCUGAUGUGUGGGAAACUAAACGAUCUACACUUGGGUGUGAUUGAUAUCAUUGUUGAUGUUUUUGAUUCUCCAUCAACAGCAGUUCUGUAUGACACAGUGGACAUACAGGCAGAAGAUGAUGAGAAGAAACCCAAUGCUCUUGACGUGGCAGUGUUUGUUGUCGACAACACAGACACCACAGUUGUCACAGAUCAUGGCAACAAGUGUGUGAAAUCCUUCUACAAAAGAAACAAGAUGUCAUGUCAGAGUAAGCUGGGGGUACAAAGCGCUCCUCGAUGUAUUGCAAAAUUAAACAACAAUAAAAUGGCUGUGACUCUCCCUGACACUAAGAAAAUAAUAAUAGUAGAAGUGAAGCCUGAGCUGGUUCUUCAAUCAUCCAUCUCUACAAGGCAGACGUAUGAGGGUCUGACAUCCCUGACACCGACAACCCUGGCAGCAGGAUCCGUGUUUCGUCCCUGUGUGGACAUCCUGGACAUGGCGGGGAAUGUGUUGAGGACCCUGGAUCCUGUCACAGAUGGAGAGAGACUUGUAUUAGCUCCUUGCUUCCUCAGUACCACCAGGCAGGGUAACAUCCUCGUGUCUUGCCUUGGAUACGCUCACAGGGUCCUCUGUCUGACUCCUCAUGGAGAUGUUGUGUUCAGGUAUCAUCCUACACAGCAGAGUCCUUCCGCUCGUGGAAUCACUAAAACCAACACAGGACAUAUCCUGGUUAUAGAUCUCCUUGCAAAUUGUGUGAUUCAACUCAGCGCUUCUGGGACGUAUGUGAGGAAAGUGUUGACGUCACGUGAUGGUAUUACAUCUCCGUAUGGUGUCUGCCUGUCUGAAAGUCAGCACCUGUAUGUCACCACUGGUCACUGUGUGAAGAUCUACAGAUUUACAAGAAACACCUAAGAUGUGGACGCAUAACGAUUGUUCCUGAUAGAAUCCGUCACCAUCUGAGUGACCAUAGUUUAUGUAAAUAUGAAUUUCCAAUACAAGAGAACAAUCAGUCUAGACUGUCCGCCGAAACAGAUUAAAAUUUGACGUAAAGUGCAAAUUAGUUAUGAAAUUUAUAUGGAUGGACAACUGAUAUUGGGUGAUGACACCAGGUGUUCGCGAAAAGGGUAAGCAUGUCCGGCCCUAUCGGUAGAACUCGCCAAUCACACAAUUUUCAUGACAAAGGAAGUAUUUGUCCCUGACGCGGCACAGCUGUACUCGUAUCGUGAGACGGCGGCCUGUAAACAAACCAGACAAUCAAGUGAUCGUUGAACCAGAAUAUCCAGUGACGCGUUAGUGCAUUAACUGAUUGUGUUGAAACUAAUCAAACCGAUACGUUAAUUUUACCCUUCGAAUUAAGUGCACCGAUUCUGCUUCUUAAAAGAAAGAAGAACGUUUAAGAACUAUUAUGCGGGGCAGUGGUUGGGGGCUGCGCAGUUACCACACCAGGUGUUCGCGUUUUCUAUAAAUACUGCGAUC
This is a messenger RNA of Haliotis rufescens (red abalone), 5008 nucleotides long. RefSeq lists its product as uncharacterized. The transcript has 5 exons. Bases 650 to 4444 code for a protein of 1264 amino acids. NCBI's taxonomy places the organism in Eukaryota, Metazoa, Mollusca, Gastropoda, Lepetellida, Haliotidae. The record is from RefSeq and is a predicted model, not a curated record. Gene Ontology annotation, molecular function: zinc ion binding.